Molecule: messenger RNA, 1611 nt
Organism: Penicillium alfredii
Lineage: Eukaryota; Fungi; Ascomycota; Eurotiomycetes; Eurotiales; Aspergillaceae
Product: Zn(II)2Cys6 transcription factor
Exons: 4
Coding region: 1-1611 (536 amino acids)
Biological process (GO): positive regulation of transcription by RNA polymerase II
Cellular component (GO): nucleus
Molecular function (GO): zinc ion binding; DNA-binding transcription factor activity, RNA polymerase II-specific; transcription cis-regulatory region binding
Source: RefSeq, a predicted model, not a curated record
AUGCUCAGUCAGCACUCGCCCUUCGACUCUCUGCAAGUUCAACUGAUCAACUCCCUCGCAGCAAUGGAGCACGCUGUCCCCGAGCCCUGCUACACUUGUCGCAAUCGUCGCAUCCAAUGCGACCAGUCCGGGAUCCCGUGCACAAAAUGCGAAAAGGCCGGCCUGGAGUGCUUCGACAAACGGCCGCUGCGAUGGGUCAAAGGCGUGGCGAUCCGCGGCAAAAUGCAGGGACGCUCGUAUGAGCGCCGGGCUGGGGCAUCGACGGCUAAGAGCGAGUUGGCGGUAUCGAGACCUGGGAAUAGGCAAGCUCAGGCAGUGAAAAUGGUUCAUUGUGAGAAUCAGGACCUUUUCCAAGGCCCGAUGUCUAUUAUACCACUUGCGCUGCAAGACCCGGCCAUUUCAAAUCUGGAUCGAGUCUCGAAGUAUUACAUAGAUUAUUACAACGAUCGCAUCUGCAAGCUCUUUAUAGUCUAUGACAGCGACAGAAACCCCUUCCGAAGUCUAAUAUCUCUCGGCUUGAAGGACCCUGUCCUCCUAAAGGCCAUCCUGGCCCUGGCUGCGCGGCACAAUGCCAAUACAGGCCACUCAUUCUAUCAACACGACGAACCUAAAUCACCUAUAUUCAUCCACGCCAAUCGAGAUGCAUUCCUCUUCAAACAUCAAGCCAUGGAGGCUCUGUCGCGUGCCUUGAGCCGUUCAACAGUGGACAUCCAAGACACCAAGGUGGCCGGUAUCUUUCUUCUCAUCUUUCUGGAUCUCCUGGAAUCAGGGAGCGACGGGUGGAACUUUCAUCUGGAAGGGGCCAAGAGUUUGAUCGCGUCCCAUCGACUACUUCCAGUUGCUCAGCCGGGAAUCAAUCAGGGGGCAGGGCAAACUAUUAAUGAAAUCCGGGAUUUCAUCACCAAGCAAAUCCAUUUGAUCGAAACUCUCGGGGCAACCUUUUUACGUCCGAAAUUGCUAUCCCAAUUUACAUCCGCCCAAGAUCUCAAGCUCCAAGAAACAAUUGAAAAGUCAUUCCUGGGAUGUCCGGAAUAUCUCCUGAUGGCCAUCCAGUCCCUCUCCGCACAGAGAGACAGAAUCGCCGAAUCAGUGCCCCUCGACGACACCGCCACCCGCUCCCAUAUCCAGGAUGUCACCACCAAGAUCGCGUCCAUCCAGUGCUUCGACUGUGAAUCAUGGGUCUCCAGCCUGUACUCUCCACAACCAUCUGCGCAAAAGACCAGCAACCUAGUCAUGUUGUCACAGUCAUACAAACUCGGCGCAUUGAUCUACGGACGACGAGUCUCGGAUGCCCUCUGUGAAAAAGUCACCCAGCAAGACGAAUUGGUCGCCGAGUUGUUAGGUCUGAUCGACGCCCUGCGAGGGGAUCAGGCUCUGUUUAAGUGCGUUCUCUGGCCGAUGAUUGUUGCCGGGCUGGAGUGUCGACAGCAAGCUCAGCGCGAGUUUCUCACUGGAUGUUUGGAGGAAUUCUGGGUUGCCACUAAUUGUUUGAAUGUCAUUAAUGCUGCCAAGAUUUUGCAAGGCUAUUGGCUACAGGAUUCUUUUGAGGGCGCUUCGUCGGGUUGGAUUUUUGAUAUUGGGCGCUUGGGUCGGGAUUGGCUUUUAAUAUAG